Molecule: messenger RNA, 1629 nt
Organism: Miscanthus lutarioriparius
Lineage: Eukaryota; Viridiplantae; Streptophyta; Magnoliopsida; Poales; Poaceae
Source: the annotation of a GenBank genome assembly
AUGAGCACGUCGGGCACGGACGCCGUCGCGGUCGCCGUGGCGCCGGCGAAGCGCCCGCCCAUCAACAAGUACGCCUGCGCCUGCGCCCUGCUCGCCUCCAUGAACUCUGUCCUCCUCGGCUAUGGUAGGUUCGGUUGUGCCCACUGUUCUUCGUUGGUCGGCCAUCGAUACGAUCGAGCAGACAUCUCGGUGAUGAGCGGCGCGCAGCUGUUCAUGAAGGAGGACCUCAAGAUCACGGACACGCAGAUCGAGAUCCUCGCCGGCGUCAUCAACAUCUACUCACUGUUCGGCUCCCUCGCCGCGGGCCUCACCUCCGACUGGCUCGGACGCCGCUACACCAUGGUGCUGGCGGCCGCCAUCUUCUUCACGGGCGCGCUCCUCAUGGGCCUGGCCCCGGACUACGGGCUCCUCAUGGUGGGCCGCUUCGUGGCCGGCAUCGGCGUCGGCUUCGCGCUCAUGAUCGCCCCCGUGUACACCGCCGAGGUGGCGCCCACGUCGGCGCGCGGCUUCCUCACCUCCUUCCCGGAGGUGUUCAACAACUUCGGCAUCCUCCUCGGGUACGUCUCCAACUUCGCCUUCGCGCGCCUGCCCGUGCACCUCAGCUGGCGCGCCAUGUUCCUGGUCGGCGCCGUGCCGCCGGUCUUCCUCGGCGUCGCCGUACUCGCCAUGCCGGAGUCGCCACGCUGGCUUGUCAUGCGGGGCCGCAUCGACGACGCGCGCCGUGUACUGCAGAAGACCUCCGACUCCCCCGCCGAGGCCGAGGAGCGCCUGCUCGACAUCAAGAAGGUGGUCGGCAUCCCCGAGGGCGUGUCCAACGCCGACGACGUGGCCGCCAUCGUCCGCGCCAACAACAAGCAGGGCUCGCGCCACGACGGGGUGUGGAAGGAGCUGCUCAUCAACCCUUCCCGCCCCGUGCGCCGCAUGCUCAUGGCCGGGCUGGGCCUCAUGUUCAUCCAGCAGGCCACGGGCGUGGACUGCGUGGUCAUGUACAGCCCGCGGGUGUUCGAGCGGGCGGGCAUCAAGUCCAAGACCAACUCGCUGGGCGCGUCCAUGGCGGUGGGCGCGUGCAAGACCUUCUUCAUACCCAUCUCCACGCUGCUCCUGGACCGCAUCGGCCGGCGCCCGCUGCUGCUGGCGAGCGGCGGCGGGAUGGCCAUCUUCCUCUUCACGCUGGCCACGUCCCUGCACAUGAUGGACCGGCGCCCCGAGGGGGAGGCCACGGCGCUGGGCGCGGUCAGCAUCGCCGCCAUGCUGUCGUUCGUGGCGUCGUUCGCGUCCGGCCUGGGCCCCGUCGCCUGGGUCUACUGCUCCGAGAUCUACCCGCUGCGGCUGCGCGCGCAGGCCGCCGCCAUCGGCACGGGGCUCAACAGGAUCAUGAGCGGCGCCACCACCAUGUCCUUCCUCUCGCUCUCCAACACCAUCACCAUCGCCGGAAGCUUCUACCUCUACGCCUGCAUCGCCGCCGCAGGGUGGGUGUUCAUGUACUUCUUCCUGCCAGAGACGAUGGGCAAGAGCCUGGAGGACACCGUGAAGCUCUUCGGCAAGGACGCGGACGACGAGGACGUCGGCGACAGCCGUCGUCACGGGCCCAGUCAGAAGCCCUCCACUGAGCUGAGUGCUCAGCAGUGA